CUGGGUCACCUGACACCAUCAGCCAGCUUCUCCUUUUGAUGCUCUUCAUCCUCCGUCGACGGGCAGCGCUUCUGAAACAGUAAUAUUUCAUUGUCUGCGGCUGUUCUGGCUUCAAAUUUUUAGAUUUGAGCCGAGGAUAGCUUCCUGACCCAGCAGGAAAUCCCGCCGAGUAGAUGCUGUUAGAGUGGAUGAUGAACGGACACGCCAUUCUUUACACGGGGGUCACUUUGGCCUUCUGGACCACCAUACUAGUCGUUGGUAUCUGCUAUACCAUAUUCGACCUUGGAUUUCGCUUUGACAUAGCAUGGUUCCUCACAGAGACUUCUCCUUUCAUGUGGGCCAAUCUGGGCAUUGGCUUGGCCAUCUCUCUGUCCGUGGUUGGAGCAGCUUGGGGCAUCUACAUCACCGGCUCGAGCAUCAUUGGCGGUGGUGUCAAGGCUCCUCGAAUUAAAACCAAGAAUUUGGUCAGCAUCAUCUUCUGUGAAGCUGUAGCGAUCUACGGCAUCAUCAUGGCGAUUGUCAUCAGCAACAUGGCUGAGAACUUCAGUGGAACAACCCCAGAGACCAUCGGAGCAAGGAACUACCAAGCUGGUUACUCCAUGUUUGGAGCCGGGUUGACUGUGGGCUUUUCCAACCUCUUCUGCGGCAUCUGCGUUGGCAUCGUGGGCAGCGGAGCAGCACUGGCAGAUGCCCAGAACGCCAGCCUCUUCGUGAAGAUCCUCAUCGUGGAAAUCUUUGGCAGUGCAAUCGGCCUGUUUGGUGUCAUCGUAGCCAUUUUGCAGACGUCGAAAGUAAAGAUGGGAGACUAGGAGAUUCAUUCAUACCCUGAGAACACACUGCUGGAAAAUAAGAUGGAUUAUUGUGUAAAUACAUCGUAAAUUAUUUAAAUGUCUCUAUUUGCCUGGUAUUGUUUUUAACCAUCAUUCACGGAAGAGUGGUACAGUUGCUUUAAAGGUGAUGGUCUGUUUUUCAUGCACAUUCUUACUUUUUAAUUUUGUUCACACGUCAUACAAUAAACCAGCGAACACUUGAAUCGCUCUCAAAAUUUAAAGACAGGUUCAAUUCAUACAGGUUGGCACAUUUUCAUGACGCUUUUUCUGACCUCUCUUGGUGAAUGAUAGUUAAAAAUCACACUAGAGUAUUUGAAAAUAUUUGUGUGUGUGUGCGUGUGUGUGAUUGCUGGACACGUGGUCUUUUUUUUUUCUUCUUCCUUGUGAAGCAUGAGCGUGUUUAUCACUGUGUUUAUUACUGUAGCCUGGUCUGUCAGAGGUUUUGUUUUAGUGUGUUGUUGUUUUUUUUGUUUUUUUUAAACUUUUCUCUGCUAAUAAGAAAGUGGCCCUUAAAUCCAAACUGUGGCCCAAUACAGUAUUUAGUCGGACCUCCUACUGUAGAAGUGAUGGAGAAUCUACGAGAUUUUGAAUUAGAGUUACUGGUCUGGAAGCAUGAGGAGUGUCACAGGACAGAUGGACAAACUAUUCAGAGAGAGGAGUCGGCAGCAUAUAUCUGCUCUAAAUAUGUCAUUCACUUCCUGUUCCCCAAAAAGUCAUGGCAUUAUAUCAUCUACAUUUAGAACCCAUGAUCUGCUAGGUCAUAGCUCCCAGCCAGAACUCUCCUCUAAUUUUUGAGUUCAGUUUUAACAAGUUGUUAUCCCUUUUCAGCAGUUUUUAUGAGAAUGAUUUGGACAAAAAGUUCAUUGUUCAGUGUUGACUAGCAUAAAAUACUAUAAGAGGUAAUUUCCAAAUGUGUUGUGCAUAAAGAUCUGUCAUCUUAGAAAAUGGCCUGGAGCUGGCUUUUAGGAAAUAUUAGGUCACUCUACAUAUGCCACACAGAGUCAUCACAAUUACUAGUAUUGCCUAAUACUCGAGAUGAACUUUUCUUAUGUGCUGUAGCAUCUCCAUCACUGAACCACAGGGAAGAACUUUGUAUAAACACAGUUGUUUCAUCCAAUCUCAGGUGGUCUGGCACCCAAAACUUUGGGCAACUGUGGACUCAUUACAUAAUCAAACUGCUAAACUACAGGUUUUUGAAUUUCCUUAUUUACAAAUACACCUCAUCUUUCAAAUCUUAUUACAUUAGUUUCUGUCUUCUUUUGAAUGUCCAUCAUCAGACGUUUCAGUUUUGCUCAAAAUGUUGUCCGUUCAAAUCUGCUCCCAAAUUAUUUUGUAACAUUCCUCAAAGAAGCUUAAUGUGUGUAAAACGAAGUAUGUCGGUGGUGGUUAGUCUGAAUGGUGGACAAAAUUAGACUCCUGCUUCAUCGUUAUAUUUAGUUUUUUGUCAGCUGAUGUGUUUACAAUGUUUCAGCUGCUUCCUGUAAAUGCCGACUUGUAAAUCUGAGUUUUCUGAAGCAUCUGGACCUUUUAGGAUGGCAGCUGACGCUAGAAAAAAGGCUGAUGUAGGUAUUGACGGCUAAAUGCUGCUAUCCUGAGUCUAAUUUGUAGUCUAAAUGUUUGAUGUUGAUAAGUAUGGAAACACAUUUGCUCUUGAUUCAUCAUUCCAUAAGUUGGACAUUUUACGCUGACAGACCACGGCUAAUUGUGAAUCGUCUCAAAUCUUUCCGUGUAAAUUUUCCUUGACCCGAUUUUGUUCUGAAAGAUUAUAAACAUUAAUAACUAACAUGGGGAAACGGGAUCGUCUUAAAUAUAUGUAGACCUGGCCUCCCAAAGGUGUCACAGCGGCGAAGUAAUCUUUGCGGUCAUGAUGAUGAUGACGAUGAUGAUGAUGAUGAUGAUGAUGAAUAAACCAAGAUGUAACUCCGAGAUGCCUUUGGUAAAUCAGGCUGCGUACCAAACCCCAGGUUUUCAGUGAGUGUAGUUGGUACCGUGUGUGCAUUAUGUUGAUGUGAUGGUGAUCAGAAAACAACUCAUUGUUUUUGACAUUGUGUAUAAUAAUAACAAAACAAAUCUUCCUUCUGGCUUCAUUAAUGUCCUUGGAGAAAAUAAAAUCGUCCAAUCUAGA
Messenger RNA from Scomber scombrus (Atlantic mackerel), 2955 nucleotides. It is a transcript of the gene atp6v0b, whose product is annotated as ATPase H+ transporting V0 subunit b. Gene Ontology annotation, molecular function: proton-transporting ATPase activity, rotational mechanism. Gene Ontology annotation, biological process: proton transmembrane transport. The record is from RefSeq and is a predicted model, not a curated record. The transcript has 8 exons. Lineage: Eukaryota; Metazoa; Chordata; Actinopteri; Scombriformes; Scombridae. Bases 174 to 809 code for a protein of 211 amino acids. Gene Ontology annotation, cellular component: proton-transporting V-type ATPase, V0 domain.